Messenger RNA from Gastrolobium bilobum, 1764 nucleotides. RefSeq lists its product as uncharacterized. Gene Ontology annotation, molecular function: nucleic acid binding. The record is from RefSeq and is a predicted model, not a curated record. NCBI's taxonomy places the organism in Eukaryota, Viridiplantae, Streptophyta, Magnoliopsida, Fabales, Fabaceae. The transcript has 7 exons. Bases 1 to 1764 code for a protein of 587 amino acids.
AUGGAUUGGCUGGUUCGGUAUGGUGUGAUGCUCGAUUGUUGUAGCAGGAGGAUUUUCUUUUCUUCAAAAGGAGAGAAGCCAGACAGUUUGUACUUGACAGCACCACAGUUAAAUAAGGCUCUAGAUGAGGGAGAUUCAGGAUAUAUUAUCCUGGGAGGACUCGUAGGAGACUCCAAAGAACCUACUGCUAAUAUUUUGGUUGUGUGCGAGUUUGAAGAUGUAUUUCCGGAAGAAAUUCCCCAUUUUCCACCUGAGAAGGAGAUUGAAUUCUCAAUCGACUUAGUACCUGGUGUGAGGCCUAUCUCAUUGGCUCCAUACCGGAUGUCACCAGUGGAGCUAACAGAGCUUAAGAAACAGUUAGAAAAAUUGUCCCGCAAGAAUUUUAUCAGACCGAGUAGUUUUCAAGAAGUGAAAAAUAAGUUGACUACUGCACCGGUUCUGAUUCUUCCUGAUCCAGAGAAGAGAUUUGAGAUCUAUUGUGAUGCAUCCAAGUAUGGAUUAGGGUGCGUGUUGAUGCAGGAGCAAAAGGAGCUUAAUACGAUACAAAGGAGAUGGAUGGAAUUCCUGAAUGGUUAUGAGUUUGACCUUCAAUAUCACCCUGGAAAUGCGAAUGUAGUGGCUGAUGCCUUGAGCAGAAAGACCACGGGUGUGGCUAGCAUGAUGAUUGCAGAGUAUGAUUUGAUUGAGUUGUUCAGGGAUUUGCGAAUUUCUUUGACACCAUUUGAGACUUCAUAUUUCAUGACUACGGUCGAAGUCCGAAAUUCGUUAAUGGAAAAAGUUAAAGCGGCCCAAGUGCUUGAUGAAGGGAUCCAAAUGAUGAAAGAGCAAGAUUUUGUGUUCACCGAUGCUUCUCAUGUGAAAUACUACAAAAAUCGGUUAAUUGUCGCAAAGGGGCCAAUGGUAGAAGAAGUGUUAACAGAUGGCCAUAUGGAUAUCUCGGAGUGGAAGUGGAUGAGUAUAUCCAUGGACUUUGUUGUUGGAUUACCGAGAAGCCAUGCUAGAUUUGAUUCCAUAUGGGUUGUGGUUGAUAGGUUGACUAAAUCCGCCCAUUUCAUUCUAGUUAAGACGACUUUCUCCACAGAGCAGCUAGCCAGACUAUAUUUUAGAGAGAUAUUGAAGCCUCAUGGCAUUCCCGAAAGCAUAGUCAGUGAUCGGGAUCCGAAGUUUACUUCACGCUUCUGUGAAGCGUUGCAUGAGAGCACCUACAUGUUGGACGGAGAUUGGAGAAAGACAAUUAUUGGGGUCAGACUUGGUCCAAGAGACUACAGAGAUAGGCUGAAGAAAGCCCAUAGCCGUCAGAAGAGUUACUACGAUGCUAAGCACAGACCCCUCGAGUUCUCUGAAGGGGAUCAUCCUGAUGACAUAGAGGUUAAGAAGGAUUUGAAGUUCGUUGUUGGAUCUUCUAAGGUUCUUGCUCGAGAUGAGAAACAACUUCGAAAUAGAGUUAUUCUCAUUAUCAAGAUUCAAUGGGAAGGAUUAACACCUGAGGAUGCCACACGAGAGUGGGAGGAUGAUAUUCUCCGACGAUAUCUUGACUUUGAUAUCAGAUACAAGUUAGAGUUGAUUAAUGCUAUGGCUAUAGAGGUUAUGUCAGCCAAUUCUUUAGAGCAAAACAAGAACUCUGGCAAAUUGAUGGGUAUAGAGAUGAUAAGGUGGAUACCACCAGAGGAUGGUUGGAUAAAGCUUAAUACAAAUGGAGCAUCUAAAGGGAACCCGGGUAUUGCAUCCUGUGGUGGCCUCUUAAGAGGUCCUGAUGGUAGAUGA